GCCUGGGCAAGCGGCGGCCCGGUGCCAUCUCGCCGGGCGUCUGCGGGCUCCGGGGCUCCGGGGCGGGGGCGGCGGCGGCGGCGGCGGCGGAGCAGCCCCCUCCCCGGGGAGGCGGGGCCCCGGGAGCCGUGGCGGCGCGCGAGGAUGCAUCAGAAGCUGCUCAAGAGCGCUCACUACAUCGAGCUGGGCAGCUACCAGUACUGGCCGGUGCUGGUGCCUCGCGGCAUCCGCCUCUACACCUACGAGCAGAUCCCCGUGUCCCUCAAGGACAACCCGUACAUCACCGACGGCUACCGGGCCUACCUGCCCUCGCGACUGUGCAUCAAAAGUUUGUUUAUUCUGUCCAAUGAGACAGUUAACAUCUGGAGCCAUUUGCUGGGCUUCUUCCUCUUCUUCACCCUGGGCAUCUAUGACAUGACAUCUGUGUUACCGUCGGCCAGUGCAUCCAGAGAAGAUUUUGUGAUUUGUUCCAUUUGUCUUUUCUGCUUCCAGGUCUGUAUGCUUUGCUCUGUUGGCUAUCAUCUUUUUUCCUGCCAUCGAUCCGAAAAAACCUGUCGAAGAUGGAUGGCACUAGAUUAUGCAGGAAUUUCUAUUGGAAUACUGGGUUGCUAUGUUUCUGGAGUUUUUUACGCAUUCUAUUGUAAUAAUUACUGGCGGCAAGUGUACUUGAUCACCGUGCUGGCCAUGAUCCUGGCAGUGUUCUUCGCGCAGAUUCACCCCAAUUACCUCACCCAGCAGUGGCAGCGGCUCCGGUCCAUCAUCUUCUGUUCUGUGUCGGGAUACGGACUGAUCCCUACUCUUCACUGGGUUUGGCUCAAUGGAGGAAUUGGUGCUCCCAUUGUUCAGGACUUCGCACCCCGUGUUGUUGUGAUGUACGUGAUUGCUCUUCUUGCUUUCCUAUUCUACAUUUCCAAAGUUCCAGAGCGGUACUUCCCAGGACAACUAAACUACCUCGGAUCCAGCCACCAAAUAUGGCAUAUCCUUGCAGUAGUCAUGUUAUAUUGGUGGCAUCAGUCAACAGUGUAUGUCAUGCAGUACAGACAUAGCAAGCCUUGUCCUGACUAUAUUUCACAUUUGUGAAUUCAGGUAUGGCCACCUGGUGUAUUCAGUUGAUAAGCAAUAGAUAACGGGGAGUUGUGUGCCCCACUAUUUCUACGUCUCCUCUUAGUUUAGCCUUUUUCCUAUUGUUAUGUCAUGAGUGAUGCUUUAUAAAAAUGGAAAAAAUGUCCUUGGGAAUCUGUAAUAGUAACUUUUGGGGUCCCUUGAAACUACUUAUUUGCUGCUUGUACAGAAAGUGAAAAUUAGUUGGCAUUCACAGGAAACAGCUGAAUAACAACAGUGAAUGUGAAACCAGUCUAGACAAAGGAUUUGUUUUAUUAACACCAGCUUCCCUUAUAAAACGGAGUCUUCCUAUGUGAUUCCUGUAUUGGAACAUGAUUAAUAGACGGUAUUUACAAUAGUUAUCAAGUUUAAGUGCCUAAUGAAGGCCAGGGUUGCUGUAGCCUAUGCUGAAUAUAACUUAGGAGAGUGACUUUGAAUAACCAUGAGCCUUUAAAUACAAUUUUGGUGAGGACCUGGCACUUAGGCUCUUGGCUUUAGCUGUUUUACCUGUAGGUUCUCUUCUCCUUAGAUACACUGGAUUUUUUUUUUUUUUAUGUUCCUAAGAACAAAAUCUUGAAACCUCUUCUCCCUGAGGUUGAGGAGCAUUGAGGGACAACUUGCAGUAACAUUUUCCAUCAAAUAAUCACUUUAGAAACUUGACUGUGUGAUCAGGCAACACUAUUUCAAAUCUACAGUUUAAUUCCACAUAGUCAUCAAACUCCUGGUCAUGGGCUGCAGUUUUGGUUCCAAUAUUCCGGUCACAGAAGGUUUUUACCUCUGAAUUUGCAGCCCUAAUUUUCCUGGUGUUUUUACCUAUAAGACCAUAGAACCCAGUUGGCCCAGUUCGGACCCUGAAAUGAACCUUAAAGCCUUAAGGUUUUCAGAUGCCCUAAUUGGUGACAUUAGCCACUAUUCCUGCAUGUAUUAGCCUCAUGUUGGUAAUUAUGGUAGUGGUAUUCACUGAUAGUUGAGUCUGAAACAUUAAAUUUGCUUUCUGUUGUAUCCACUUUAAAAAUAGACCUCACCACCUUCUGCCAUAUGCAGAACAUUCAUUAUUUGGUUUGUUCAUAUGCAUAAAUUAAAUCCUUUAAAGACUUUCAUGUUUAUUGAAAUAUAAAGUACCAGGUUACUGAGUUAGUUGCAACUAUUUUAAAUACUAAUAUAUUGCAAGGUCAUUGGAAUUAUAAAAUAUCAAAAGUGUUCAUUGGUGGUGAGGCCUGUUUCCAAAGUGAUAUGUGUACAUCUGACAUUUGGAAUGUUACUUUAAUGUGCUGCAGGUUAUACAUCUGUAAAAAUUGGUUUUUUGGAGCAAGAAUUCAGGGGGCCAAGAGGAACAUCCCCUGUACACAGCUGACUGCAGCUUGAAUCCUGUACACUGAGCACAGACUCAGGAAAAAGCCCUAACCACCUCAGGCAUAGCUCCAAAGCAAACAAAAUUAGCUUUUUCUUUUCAGUGUAGUUUUUAGAUUCCACAUGCAAGAUUAUACUACACUACUGUGAUGAACGCUAUUACGGACAGUACUUUGAAAACGCCAUUUUUACUUCAUCAGACCACGAUAUGCCACAUUCUAAGUGACAUGAGAUUCUGCUGUAAUAGUAAUAAUAAUAAUACGCUCUAUUUCCCCGAAAAUAUCUAAUGGCUUAGAUGAAUGUUGCUUUGAAUAGGUAUUUUGGCCAAACAAAAUUAUUACUGAGUAGUUUUAAUUAAUUUUUAAAAUGGAGAAGCCCAGUUAAUUUGGGUCUGGCUCCAUUUUUUAAAAUGAAAUAUAAAAAUAAAACUUAAGGUUAAUUUUAUUUUGAUUUUUUGAAAAAUAUUUUUUUGCUUUUUCCAUUAAAUGAGUCAGUAUUGCCAUCUGAAUGAGACAAUAUGUGUUUGACAAAAGGCAUGCAGUUCUGGCUCUAGGGGAGAAUUAUAUCAUGUAAACAUUUUGACAUUUUGUAAUUUGGUGAAGUGUUGAGUAUUGUAAGAAAGCUUGCCUUUCAUCUUGAUCUCUGAAGUAGGGGAUGGAUGAACAUGAACUACUGUCUGUCAGCUAUUAACACUCCCAUGUGUGCACAUCAGUUCUGGCAAAAUUUUAACGUCAACAUUGAAAGCUAUUUUAUAAUUGUUGCCCACAAAUCUUGAGCCUCAAUAUAUAUUUAUUUUUGUUUUUCUAGAUUCAGUAAAGACUGAAAGUAUGCUAUCCCACUAAAAGACUAGUUUUAGCUAAACCAGUGUGUAAACUCUAGACUCUUUACCUAUAGACUGUGCAACGACAUUUUAAAAUCAUCCCUGGGUGUUUCAAAUUGAUCUUAGUGACUUAGGCUGUAGUUAACUCAUUCAAGAGACAAAUACAAAGUCCUUUUCAAAUAGUUAGAUGAUUGCCUGUUUUUGUUCGUUUUGUUUUGUUUUUUUUUUUUUUUUGCUAUUACACUGAGUGCAAUUCUGUAAGAUGCAUGGAAAAAAAUAUGUAUUGUGUAAAUAAAUUGGG
Messenger RNA from Sorex fumeus (smoky shrew), 3572 nucleotides. RefSeq names its product progestin and adipoQ receptor family member 3 (gene PAQR3). The coding region runs from base 145 to 1080 and encodes 311 amino acids. Gene Ontology annotation, molecular function: signaling receptor activity. The transcript is spliced from 6 exons. Gene Ontology annotation, cellular component: membrane. The record is from RefSeq and is a predicted model, not a curated record. NCBI's taxonomy places the organism in Eukaryota, Metazoa, Chordata, Mammalia, Eulipotyphla, Soricidae.